Messenger RNA from Scutellospora calospora, 236 nucleotides. The record is from the annotation of a GenBank genome assembly. NCBI's taxonomy places the organism in Eukaryota, Fungi, Glomeromycota, Glomeromycetes, Diversisporales, Gigasporaceae.
AUGUCUCAAUAUGCACCAUAUCAGUUAGUUUUUUCAGAUGAAACAGCUUUUGAUAGAAGAACACUAUUACAUCGUUAUGGUGCAUUGUGUAUUGAUGGUCUUCUAGCAUACAGUAUUCAAGAGAGUUCUAUGAAUACUAACAAUUAUGAAAAUUUUAUUGAGCAUGUAUUAUUACCAAAGAUAAAUACAUUUUCUGAACAAUAUAGUGUAUUAGUCUUAGAUAAUACUUUAAUUCU